AUGGCAAGGGACAAGAUCCUCCGUCUCAGAGAGGCUCUUCCUAUAAGCCUUGAGAUCGCAAUCGCCAUCCAAGGAGCUUGGGAUGUCCUCGUGACGGACGAGAGGACGCUCGAGACGGCAUGCAGUAUCAAGAUUCAGAUGACGUGUCAUAUAGCUGGGUUUUUUUUUGGUGGCUUGCUGCUGGUGACAAGCCAAGACUUCAAGGCUGAAUCCCAAUGGCCAACUAGAGAUGCAGCAGAUGAAUACCGAAGAUUGACUACCGUGUUCUAG
This is a messenger RNA of Fusarium venenatum, 270 nucleotides long. The record is from RefSeq and is a predicted model, not a curated record. Lineage: Eukaryota; Fungi; Ascomycota; Sordariomycetes; Hypocreales; Nectriaceae.